Photinus pyralis (common eastern firefly) is the source of this 546-nucleotide messenger RNA. RefSeq names its product general odorant-binding protein 83a-like. Gene Ontology annotation, molecular function: odorant binding. Gene Ontology annotation, biological process: sensory perception of smell. The record is from RefSeq and is a predicted model, not a curated record. The transcript has 2 exons. The coding region runs from base 23 to 412 and encodes 129 amino acids. Lineage: Eukaryota; Metazoa; Arthropoda; Insecta; Coleoptera; Lampyridae.
AGUUAAUAAGAUAACUGCGAACAUGAAGCACGUUUUACUAAUUUUGCUACUUCCGUCUAUCAGUAUGGCCCACCUGAGCAUAUCGGAUAAGGUAGACGUAUGGGAAGCUGCCGUUGAGCCUUACGUCGAAAUAUGCAAGACCGAGUCGGGGGUUAAUCCGUUGUAUCCGGAACGAAUGAAGUUUUUGGAAUUUCCCGAUGAGAAAAAUUUUAGAUGUUACAUGAAAUGUCUGUAUGAAAACAUGGAGGUGAUGGACGACACGGGAGUAAUUGACAUUGCUAAAUUUGCCAGUCAGCUGACUCAUGGCAAUGUAGAUCUUGCGGAAGAAUGCAAGGGACAAGUUCGCGAGGAAACAGAUCUUUGCGAGCUAGCGUAUAAACUGUUGCUGUGCACGGUACAUUUUGAUUCUUAAUUAGCUUAAAUUUCUACAUUGCGCCGCAGAAGAUAUAUUGUCAAAUUAUGUAGUGUAAAUGCCUAAUUUCGAAAAUAUCAAAAAAAAUAAAUUAAUUAAUUCACAAAGAAUUCGAGAAAACGCGGAAAAUACAA